UAUCUUUGCCACUCCUAAUAUUUUGCUCACCAUUUCAUCUACAAACAAUGGUUUCCUCCACACUCCAAAUUCUCUCCCAAGCAACAACUCUUCAUCUAAACCUCUUGCACCCAAAUCAAACUUUCUACAUAUCCUCACACCCAUCACCUUCAUUCCCUCUACCACAUCAAAAACUCUCCCUUAUCUCAACCAAAUGCACUACAAACUCCUCACUAUCACAACCUGAACCAGCUGAUAACUUCCCAACUCCAAGCCCAGAGUUUGAGGCCACAACCCCACCAGACCAGUUUCCCAUUGAGAAGAGAAGGAAGUCUGAAAUAAUCAGGGAUCGAAAGGCUCGAACCGGAGUCAUAAAACCAGAGCCUCCAAACUUUGAGAUAGGAUGGAAGAGGACUAAACCAAUCAAUCUAGAAAAACCAACUGGGUAUGUGAUCAUGGAUUUCUUAGACAAGUUUGAAGGGUUAAUGGAUAGAGAGUUCGGUUCGAUAGAGCUUCUUGCUAAGGCAGGGGAGAUAGUAGCUGAAAGAGCAAGAGAAGAAGCUGAAGUGUUAAGAGAUGAAGGCAAAGUUGAAGAUAGAAUGGUUACUGAACUUUUUAGAGUUUUGAAGUUAAUGGAGAUGGAUUUAGCAAUGGUUAAAGCUGCUGUUAAAGAAGAGACUCUUAUUGAAAGGAUUCAACAAGCUAAGGCUAGGUGCAGGCAAGCUAUAUUGGUUGCCAAUUCUUUUUGAUCAUUGUUUCAAAAGUGCCAUAAUUUUGGCAAAAUGAUGGUCAUAUUUAUACAUUGUAGUUUGUCA
Messenger RNA from Beta vulgaris subsp. vulgaris (sugar beet), 794 nucleotides. RefSeq lists its product as hypothetical. NCBI's taxonomy places the organism in Eukaryota, Viridiplantae, Streptophyta, Magnoliopsida, Caryophyllales, Amaranthaceae. The coding region runs from base 48 to 728 and encodes 226 amino acids. The record is from RefSeq and is a predicted model, not a curated record. The transcript has a single exon.